CAGAUCAAACCAUCACAUUGCAUUUCACUUUACUGCAUCACCCAUUAUGUUCUCUUCUUUUCUCUCUCUCCCAAACACACAACACAAAAGUACAAAGCCACUCACCAUUCUCUCACUUUCUUUCUCUCUCUCUCUUAUCAGAAUCCCAUCCCUCUCUCUUCUGCAUCUCUCCUACCCUUUCUCUUUUCUUCCCAAACCCACCAAAAAAGAAUCAAUUUUUUAAUCACCCUGAGGAAAAAAAAUCCCUUUUUUCCCCCUCAAUCAACGCAACACGCUUAAAUUACCACCCUUCUUCCUUCUCGCUUUCUCUCUCUCUCACACGCGCGCACUCCUCCUUCUAAAGGCUUUACCUUUCGCGGAAUCGGAAUCGGAAUCGGUGAUCUAGAUGGGCAUAAUCAGAAGCAUGAGAUCGCGGUCGCAUCGCGUCGUGCAGGAGCAAGAAGAGUGUGUUGGUGACAGCAUGAGACAGAGUUGUUGGGCCAACAUGCCCCAAGAGCUUCUCCGAGAGGUUCUCCUACGAAUCGAGGCCUCCGAGGACACGUGGCCGCCGCGGAAGAGUGUUGUCGCCUGCGCCGGCGUUUGCCGCAGCUGGAGACAAAUCACCAAAGACAUUGUCAAAACACCCGAGCUUUCCUCAAAAAUCACCUUCCCCAUUUCUGUUAAACAGCCUGGCCCAAGGGAGAAUCUCCUCCGGUGCUUUAUAAAGCGCAACCGGUCAACCCAAACAUACUAUUUGUUUCUCAGUUUAACCAAUACACUAGCCGAAGAUGGGAAGUUCCUUCUGGCUGCACGCAAGUGCAGACGUCCGACAUGCACAGACUAUAUCAUCUCUCUUGAUGCAGAUGAUAUGUCAAAGGGAAGCAACUCCUAUGUUGGGAAACUAAGAUCAAAUUUUCUUGGAACAAAGUUCACAAUCUAUGACAGCCAGCCACCUCACUCAGGGGCAAGGAUUAUGAAAAGUCGCUCCACUAGGCUGGUGAAUCUAAAACAAGUUUCGCCGAAGGUCCCUACAGGCAAUUAUCCAGUGGCUCACAUCUCAUAUGAAUUGAAUGUGCUAGGCUCCCGCAGGGGGCCUAGGAGAAUGCAUUGUGUUAUGGAUUCCAUUCCUGCCACUGCAAUUGAAGCUGGAGGAGUAGCUCCUACACAGACCGAGUUUUCUCUUAACAACAUAGAUAUGUUUCCUUCAUUCCCUUUUUUCCGAUCAAAAUCAAAUCGUGUAGAAAACACCAUGUCUGGACCCCUGGUUGAUCAGAAGGAUGGGAUGCUCGUGUUAAAAAACAAGUCUCCUAGGUGGCAUGAGCAGCUCCAGUGUUGGUGCUUAAACUUUCAUGGCCGGGUGACAAUUGCCUCGGUUAAAAACUUUCAGCUAGUAGCUUCUGCAGAAAAUGGACCUGCUGGACCAGAGCAUGAUAAGAUUAUCCUCCAAUUUGGAAAAGUUGGGAAGGAUUUGUUUACAAUGGAUUACCGAUACCCUAUUUCGGCCUUUCAGGCCUUUGCGAUGUGCCUCAGCAGCUUUGAUACCAAGAUUGCUUGUGAAUGACAUGUUUAAACAGCUUCAAUCCAGAUUAUAUAGCUAUCUCUCUUACUUCUGGGAGACGGAUGGUUUGAAAGCACUUGUUGGGAAGCAGAAAGAUGAAAAAUGUUUGGGGUUGGAAGGGUGUCGAACUGAAUUUUAAAGGUCCAUUCAGUUUCUGGGAUCACAAUUCACCAGCUCUUGGGAAGAUACCAUGAACUUGGAAUAUUAUUUGAAAAUCCUCCAUCCUCACCCCCACAAGACAACACAAAAAGAGAAAAAGGAAAAAAAAAAUGCUUUUCUUCUGCCUCCGUGUACAUAAAUGAUAUUUUUCAUUUAUUUUUCUUUUUCAACAACUUUCUGGUUGUUUGUGGUAAUAUAGCUGUGGUUUUUAAAACAUGUCCCCCACAAGACAUGUUUUUGUUUAUGGGACUACUAUCUAGCUUUCAACUUAUCCUUUCAUGAGAACAUGUUGUGUUAGUUAGACUA
Messenger RNA from Vigna umbellata (rice bean), 2002 nucleotides. NCBI's taxonomy places the organism in Eukaryota, Viridiplantae, Streptophyta, Magnoliopsida, Fabales, Fabaceae. The record is from RefSeq and is a predicted model, not a curated record.